Trichomycterus rosablanca is the source of this 1276-nucleotide messenger RNA. RefSeq names its product Spi-1 proto-oncogene b (gene spi1b). Gene Ontology annotation, cellular component: nucleus. Gene Ontology annotation, molecular function: DNA-binding transcription factor activity, RNA polymerase II-specific; sequence-specific DNA binding. Gene Ontology annotation, biological process: regulation of transcription by RNA polymerase II; cell differentiation. Bases 233 to 1111 code for a protein of 292 amino acids. The record is from RefSeq and is a predicted model, not a curated record. The transcript has 6 exons. Lineage: Eukaryota; Metazoa; Chordata; Actinopteri; Siluriformes; Trichomycteridae.
GCCACAUACGCUCACAAAUGCUCGUAGACUAACUCCUUACUGGUAGUGUAUUAGUAGCCGGUGCGUCUUUAGGGGCCUGGGGUGCUGUGUGGCCCUAGGUGUGCGUGUGAGGGCUUUGGUAUCAUUUGGUAAGAGGAAAUUUAGAGUUGUGCAAUGGCUCAGGGACAGUUUUGAAAGCCAUUGAGAAAGCAUUAGCGCAAAGAGCUAGAGGGUGUGAAGCCGAGAAGACUCCAUGUUGUCUUCGUACAGAAUGGAGGGGUACAUCAUCCCACCUAAAAAAACCUGGACUGGCUGGAUGUCACAGACAACAACUGAAUUUAAAGAUUACUGGGCUCUUGUAAAUAAAGAUCCAACAGAAGACAUGAUCUACGAACCGGACAUUUACCGACCGCCGAUGGAAUACCAGUACAUCAUCGAUGGAGAGGGUCAGAGUGAUCACACGUGGGAUUAUAACACACAUCAUGUCCACCCAGGAGACUUCGAGAAUCUGGCAGAGAGCCACUUCACGGAGCUACAGAGUGUAACGCAGGUUCAUCCUCCCAGCAUGCAUCGGUUCGCUGACAUAGACUCUGGCCACUUUCUUGAUCCCAGUCUGUCUGGGCACCACUUGCCACUGGCCACUUCACAGGUGGCCUACUUGCCCAGGUCGGCUGUAUGUUACCCCCACAGCCUGCAGCAAUCGCCUCUACUGCGCAGUUCGGACGACGAUGAUCCGAGCAGCCGCAGUCCUCCGCUAGAGGUGUCAGAUGAGGAAUGUAUGAGGGACCAUAUCAGCUCCACUACUGGAGGUGACCACGGAAACAAGAAGAAGAUUCGCCUGUAUCAGUUCCUGCUGGACCUUCUGCGAAACGGUGACAUGAAGGACAGCAUCUGGUGGGUGGACAGAGAAAACGGAACUUUCCAGUUCUCCUCCAAACACAAAGAGGCUCUGGCCCACCGCUGGGGUGUUCAGAAGGGCAACCGUAAAAAGAUGACCUACCAGAAAAUGGCCCGAGCGCUGAGAAACUACGGCAAGACUGGAGAGGUCAAGAAGAUAAAGAAGAAGCUCACGUACCAGUUCAGCCAUGAGGUGCUCGGGAAGAGUCACCAGGAGAGAAAGACGUACAUGUAAAGAGACAGAGAGUAAAGACUUGAAAGGAUGUUUCUGUUUUUUAGCUCUUUUGGACUUUGAGCAUUAGACUUUUUGGUUUAUUCCCCCUUUACAUUCAUUUUUUUCAUUUUUUUUAUAUUAUUCACCUUUGCAUUAAUUAAAUUAACUUUCUCUAUAAGCUUUUAA